Molecule: messenger RNA, 2675 nt
Organism: Pongo pygmaeus (Bornean orangutan)
Lineage: Eukaryota; Metazoa; Chordata; Mammalia; Primates; Hominidae
Gene: B3GNT3
Product: UDP-GlcNAc:betaGal beta-1,3-N-acetylglucosaminyltransferase 3
Exons: 3
Coding region: 120-1238 (372 amino acids)
Biological process (GO): poly-N-acetyllactosamine biosynthetic process; protein O-linked glycosylation
Cellular component (GO): Golgi membrane
Molecular function (GO): N-acetyllactosaminide beta-1,3-N-acetylglucosaminyltransferase activity
Source: RefSeq, a predicted model, not a curated record
AAACUCUUUCUUCGGCUCGCGAGCGGAGAGGAGCAGGUAGAGGGGCAGAGGCGGGACUGUCGUCUGGGGGAGCCACCCAGGAGGCUCCUCAGGCCGACCCCAGACCCUGGCUGGCCAGGAUGAGGUAUCUCCGGCACCUGCGGCCCAAUGCCACCCUCAUUCUGGCCAUCGGCGCUUUCACCCUCCUCCUCUUCAGUCUGCAAGUGUCACCACCCACCUGCAAGGUCCGGGAGCAGCCACCGACGAUCCCCGAAGCCCUGGCCUGGCCCACUCCACCCACCCGCCCAGCCCCGGCCCCGUGCCAUGCCAACACCUCUAUGGUUGCCCACCCGGACUUCGCCACGCAGCCGCAACACGUUCGGAACUUCCUCCUGUACAAACACUGCCGCGACUUUCCCCUGCUGCAGGACGUGCGCCCCUCUAAGUGCGCGCAGCCAGUCUUCCUGCUGCUGGUGAUCAAGUCCUCCCCUAGCAACUAUGUGCGCCGCGAGCUGCUGCGGCGCACGUGGGGCCGCGAGCGCAAGGUGCGGGGUUUGCAGCUGCGCCGCCUCUUCCUGGUGGGCACAGCCUCCAACCCGCACGAGGCCCGCAAGGUCAACCGGCUGCUGGAGCUGGAGGCACAGACUCACGGAGACAUCCUGCAGUGGGACUUCCACGACUCCUUCUUCAACCUCACGCUCAAGCAGGUGCUGUUCUUACAGUGGCAGGAGACAAGGUGUGCCAACGCCAGCUUCGUGCUCAACGGGGAUGAUGACGUCUUUGCACACACAGACAACAUGGUCUCCUACCUGCAGGACCAUGACCCUGGCCACCACCUCUUUGUGGGGCAACUGAUCCAAAACGUGGGCCCCAUCCGGGCUUCAUGGAGCAAGUACUAUGUGCCGGAGAUGGUGACUCAGAAUAAUCGGUACCCACCCUAUUGUGGGGGUGGUGGCUUCCUGCUGUCCCGCUUCACGGCCGCUGCCCUGCGCCGUUCUGCCCAUGUCUUGGAGAUCUUCCCCAUUGAUGAUGUCUUCCUGGGUAUGUGUCUGGAGCUUGAGGGACUGAAGCCUGCCUCCCACAGUGGCAUCCGCACGUCUGGCGUGCAUGCUCCAUCGCAACGCCUGUCCUCCUUUGACCCCUGCUUCUACCGGGACCUGCUGCUGGUGCACCGCUUUCUACCUUAUGAGAUGCUGCUCAUGUGGGAUGCGCUGAACCAGCCCAACCUCACCUGCGGCAAUCAGACACAGAUCCACUGAGUCAGCAUCAGGGUCCCCAGCCUCUGGGCUCCUGUUUCCAUAGGAAGGGGCGACACCUUCCUCCCAGGAAGCUGAGACCUUUGUGGUCUGAGCAUAGGGGAGUGCCAGGGAAGGUUUGAUGAGUGAAUAUUCUGGCUGGUGAACUCCUACACAUCCUUCAAAACCCACCUGGUACUGUUCCAGCAUCAUCCCUGGAUGGCUGGAGGAACUCCAGAAAAUAUCUGUCUCCUUUUUGUGGCUGCUAAUGGCAGAAGUGCCUCUGCUAGAGUUCCAACUGUGGAUGCAUCCAUCCCGUUUGAGUCAAAGUCUUACUUCCCUGCUCUGACCUACUCACAGACGGGAUGCUAAGCCGUGCACCUGCAGUGGUUUAAUGGCAGAUAAGCUCCGUCUGCAGUUCCAGGCCAGCCAGAAACUCCUGUGUCCACAUAGAGCUGACUUCAGAAAUAUCUUUCAGCCCAGGAGAGAGGGGUCCUGAUCUUAACCCUUUCCUGGGUCUCAGACAACUCAGAAGGUUGGGGGGAUACCAGAGAGGUGGUGGAAUAGGACCGCCCCCUCCUUACUUGUGGGAUCAAAUGCUGUAAUGGUGGAGGUGUGGGCAGAGAGGGAGGCAAGUGUCCUUUGAAAGUUGUGAGAGCUCAGAGUUUCUGGGGUCCUCAUUGGGAGCCCCCAUCCCUGUGUUCCCCAAGAAUUCAGAGAACAGCACUGGGGCUGGAAUGAUCUUUAAUGGGCCCAAGGCCAACGGGCAUAUGCCCCACUACUACCUGAAGAAGGGAGAGAUUCAGGUCCUCCAGCGGCUCCCCCACCCAGUAUGUUUUACAGAUUAAGCGGGGACCAAGUGAGCCAGUGACCCCCUGCAGCCCCCAGCUUCAGGCCUCAGUGUCUGCCACUCAAGCUUCACAGGCAUUGCAAUGGGGCAGCCUUGGGGAAUAAAAAGUUUUGUGAAGACUUGGAGAUCUUUUUUUUAAGCAAAUUUACAAGUUUCAACAGACAAGUCCACAUUCAUCCCUAAAAGUCUCAUUUUCCAGUAGAAAAUAUACACUGGUAAAACAGGGCAUGGGGCCGUGGCUCAGGGCUGUAAUUCUAGCACAUUGGGAGACCAAACUGGGAGGAUUACUUGAGCCCAGGAGUUCUGGAUCCUGUCUCUGCACAAAAUAAAAAAUUACUCGGGCAUGGUGGUGCUCACAUGCCUGUAGUCCCAGCUAUACUCGGGAGGCUAAGGCGAGAGAAUCGCUUGAGCCCAGGAGUUGGAGGCUGCUGUGAACCAUGAUUGCGCCACUGUACUCCACUGGGCAGCAAUAAGAAGACAAAAACAAAACAGGACAUGGGUGAGGCAAAAGCUGCAGGAAUUUCUUUCAGGCAGAUCUGACCUCAUCCCACCCACCCCCUGCUCAGAUACCCUUCAUAGCUCCUUAUUGCUUUCAGCUCAUAUCCCCACAU